This is a messenger RNA of Dacryopinax primogenitus, 282 nucleotides long. RefSeq lists its product as uncharacterized. NCBI's taxonomy places the organism in Eukaryota, Fungi, Basidiomycota, Dacrymycetes, Dacrymycetales, Dacrymycetaceae. The record is from RefSeq and is a predicted model, not a curated record. The annotation marks the transcript as partial. The transcript has a single exon.
AUCAUCCAGUUGCAUUACUCAACCUCUACAGACGUUAUGAGUUGUGCCGUCACAGACAGCGUAGCUAUCAGCCGCCCAUGCUGCGCCAUCCACAACUAUCCUCUCCCUCUUCCUAGCUCUCAUGCCAGCUUCUGCAUUCCUCACACCCAUCUCAAAUAUGUCUGCAUCUUCCCAGGCUGCAAUGCUCCUACACAACUGGACAUGCAGACCUGUGAUCUGGAAGAGCACACUGCACAAGAGACAGCAUACUGCACUGUUGGCAAUUCAUAUGCCUUGCUCUGA